This is a messenger RNA of Coffea eugenioides, 2447 nucleotides long. RefSeq names its product autophagy-related protein 13a. The record is from RefSeq and is a predicted model, not a curated record. The coding region runs from base 301 to 2136 and encodes 611 amino acids. Lineage: Eukaryota; Viridiplantae; Streptophyta; Magnoliopsida; Gentianales; Rubiaceae. Gene Ontology annotation, biological process: autophagosome assembly; mitophagy; piecemeal microautophagy of the nucleus. Gene Ontology annotation, cellular component: phagophore assembly site; extrinsic component of membrane; cytosol. The transcript has 4 exons.
CUCUCUCUCUCUCUCUCUCGGCCGUCUUUGUUGCUUAUAACUCUACGCCUCUGCUUCACAAACUUCAUUGCGAGUGCCCUUCUUACAGCUAUGUAUUAGGCUAGAGCUUAUUCUGCUUUUGUACCGCCAUUAAUUAUUUCCCGAAUCUCUUGUUUGGUAGUGAGAUCCCCUGAUAAAUAUGCCUUGUUGGCUCAUCAUUACUGGUUAUAGCAUGAAAAUUUUCAUGAAGAGUUAGAUUAGACAUUCAUCGACAGCCUAAAUUAAGCAUUACAAUAUCUGUCUAUUUGGUGCUAUACAACGAUGGAUUUGCAAUAUGGGAGGUUUGAACAGAUACUUACUCAGUUUCUUCUUAAGAGUAUACACAUUAUAUUGGAUUCGAGGGUUCCUUCAACCCGACCUUACAGCCGUUGCAGAGAAGUUAAAAAGAGUGACAAAUGGUUCAAUUUAGCAUUAGGGGACCGCCCUUCUGCGUUAGAGAAUCUGAAUUUUUGGCAUAGAAACUUAACGGAGCCGAUCAUUAUUGAUAUAAUUCUUGUUCAAGAACCACCGAACUCUUCAUGUGGCUAUAGUUUACUACCUACUACUUCGGGAUUGGGAACAUUUACCGAGACAGUUAUAGAGAGAUGGGUUGUUCAGUGUGAGUACCUGAGGACAAUGACUCCUCAAUCUAGUGAUGUUUCAUACAAGAAAACAUACAAGAAAUCAAUCAUACUUUUACGCUCGCUUUUUUCCAUGAUGAGGCUUCUUCCAGCUUACAAGGCCUUUCGGAAGCUAUCAUCAACGAAUCAGACAUGUGAUUUUGAUAUCAAUUACAAGGUCUCCACUUUCAGUGUUCCUUUCUCUAGGACAGAGGAGGAGUUAAUGAAGCAUUAUAGCUUCAUUCCAGUUGAUGCCCAACAGGGUCGCUUUGCCAUAUCUGUUACAUAUCGGGACAAUCUAUCUCAUUUCAACCUAGAGGCUUCUACAUCUUUUCCGCCAGAGAUCAUUACAGACUAUGUUGGUAGUCCACUCACUGAUCCUCUGAGGACUUUUCCAUCUUCUUUGGAGAGACGUUUCCAUGCUACGCCAUUAUUAUCAAGAGGGAUGCACUCACCUUCUUCAGUGCCCUUUCAGCGUCCACACAGCUGGACAAGUGGUCUCCACAGGGGGGUUUCUUCUCCUCAAAGCCAACCUUUGGCUGGAUCUCCAGCUCUAUAUCGUGCUUCAUAUGAGGUCUCAUCUGUAAUUUCUGAUACGUAUGGCCGUAAGGUACAAGAUUGCAAGUCUCCAGCUCACUAUGAAGCAGCAAGCUCCAACGACUCCUACCAGCUUUCUCCUCCAUUUUCCCCAUCUCCUUCCCCAUCUCCUCCAGCAUAUCUUACCAGUGGGAAUCCUGUGCAGACUCGGUUGCGAUCAGAAAGUGCACCUGUCAGUAUUCCACAUCCUAUUGUUGGCAGGAGUUCACGAUACAUUUCUCCUAAUUCGUCUGAUCCAAACAGAAAUUCGCUUCCACCUUUAUCCCCAAGAUUCACAAAGCAUGAUUCAUCAUCUCAGGAGUCCCCCUCUGGAACCAGAUCAUUGAGGAAACCAGAUUCACUCAGAUCUGCAGAAUCGAGCUGUGGAAUGACGUAUUUGGGUCAGAAAGUUUCAAGAGAUGCCAAAGAUGAUUCUGGGCGGUUCUCAGGUUUACUUUCCUCCAGUGAUUCACCUCGUGUCGGUUUCUCAAGAAGCUCCAGUAGAUUAUCUUUUCAGGAUGACCUGGACGAGUGUGAUUUUUCUUGUCCGUUUAUAGUUGAUGACGUCGAUACUUCUGAAUCCCAGGCCAAUCAGAAUCUUGAUUUGAGGAAAGGUUCAGAAGCUUCUUCACAGGCAAAUUCAUCUGUGAGGAAAUCCCAAGAUGCUGCUGUUGGUGCCCUAGUUCACAUGCUACGGACAGCUCCUCCCUUGCGUCUGGACUGUAGCAGUUAUGCUUCUGGUUUUGAGAAAUCUGAACUUGAGAGUAUUGCGGGUGCUGGUUCUGGAUUCGUCCUGCCUCGAAAGACAUCAGAUGCAUUAGAGGAGCUCAAGGCUUACAGUGAAAUGAAGGAGUUGCUACUUUGCAAGAGCGGAAGCAUUACCAGCAGGGCAGGGAGCAAGGACGAAACAUCUUCCAGCUGAUUUUGUCACGUAAUUGAAGGAAGGUCCCUAAGAAAGAUGCUGACUGCCACUAAUUCUGCAGUUUAAUCUCCACAUAGACAAAGUAAAGCUUUGAUAGGAUGAUGAUGCCAUGGCUGUACACUCCAGGAUUUUGAUUAGUGGGGAGUGUUGAGUUUUCUGACUGGGGAAAUACUUAAAAUUAUUAAUUAUGCCGUUGUUUCAACAUAGGACAUUACAAAGGUGUAAAUAGGAUGAGCAAAAUGACCCACAGUUGUUGUAACAAAAAACUAAUGAAAUUCGGGAAAAAGCAUCAAAUCAUAAACUUUUAUACU